GUACUAACGACAAGCCAGGCGGCUAGCUGUGGCUAAACGAACACUAGCGGGCUUGUGAGACAUCAAAAAAUGCCGUAUUUUUCGCUAUUGGGUUGGACUUCACAUCAUGGAAUGUAAUGAACUUAUUCCUCGGGGAAAACUAUAUAUUACAACCAACGGACGUCUUUGUUGAGAAAUCGGACUGCCCCUGAGACUUGGAUGGAGGUGCAAGUAAGCGCCACGACCGAGGAGGUGUAGAACGGGUACGAAUCGGGUUUGUUUAGCUAACGUCAGCUAGCUAUUAUCGGGAGAAAGUUGCCUGUGAAAACAGGGCGUUACUUGCGCGAGACAAUAACCAAACUAUUGUUUGUCUGCAUAUGCCAGUUGGUCUACCCGUCUCAUCCUAAUUAUUAGCAUAGUGAGGAGCAACCGACCUGACCACCAUGCCUCCCAGACCGUCUUCUGGGGAACUAUGGGGCAUGCACUUGAUGCCCCCGAGCAUCCAGGUGGAUUGCCUUCUCCCAAAUGGGAUGAUUCUGACAUUGGUGUGCACACGUGAGGCAACACUCAUCUCAGUCAAACACGAACUCUUCAAAGAGGCUAGGAAGUAUCCUCUCCACCACCUCCUACAAGAGGAGACCUCCUACAUCUUUGUCAGCGUUACCCAAGAGGCUGAGAGAGAGGAGUUCUACGACGAGACAAGGAGACUGUGCGACCUCAGGCUUUUUCAGGCCUUCCUGAAAGUCAUCGAACCAGUGGGCAACCGAGAGGAGAAAAUACUCAACCGAGAAAUUGGUUUUGCAAUAGGAAUGCCUAUAUGUGAGUUCGACCUGGUCAAGGACUCGGAAGUGCAGGACUUUAGAAGGAACAUAUUGAAUGUCUGCAAGGAGUCUGUGGACCUCCGAGACACUAAUGGACCCAUCAGUAGAGCGUUGUACGUCUACCCUCCCAAUGUAGAGUCUUCAGUAGAACUGCCCAAGCACAUCUUCAAUAAGCUUGACAAAGGUCAAAUCAUAGUGGUCAUCUGGGUCAUCGUGUCGCCGAGCAACGACAAGCAGAAGUACACCCUGAAGAUCAAUCACGACUGCGUGCCGGAGCAUGUGAUCGCAGAGGCCAUCCGCAAGAAGACGCGUAGCAUGCUGCUGUCCCACGAGCAGCUCAAGAUGUGUGUGCAGGAGUAUCAGGGAAAGUACAUCCUCAAGGUGUGUGGCUGUGACGAGUACCUGCUGGAGAAGUACCCCCUUAGCCAGUACAAGUACGUGAGGAGUUGCAUCAUGCUGGGGCGCAUGCCUAACCUCAUGCUAAUGGCCAAGGAUAGCCUUUACUCCCAGCUGCCCAUCGACACUUUUACCAUGCCCUCGUAUGCCCGAAGGAUUUCCACGGCAACGCCCUAUAUGAACGGCGAGACGGCCACCAAGUCCCUGUGGACCAUCAACGGCACACUGAGGAUCAGGAUACUGUGCGCCACCUAUGUCAAUGUAAACAUCAGGGACAUUGACAAGAUCUAUGUCCGGACUGGGAUCUACCACGGUGGGGAGCAGCUGUGUGACAACGUGAACACUCAGCGCGUGCCAUGUUCAAAUCCCAGGUGGAACGAGUGGCUGAACUACGACAUGUACAUUCCAGACAUCCCACGUGCCGCCCGCCUCUGUCUUUCCAUCUGCUCUGUGAAAGGGAGGAAGGGGGCUAAAGAGGAGCAUUGUCCGCUAGCCUGGGGCAACAUCAAUCUGUUUGACUACACCCACACUCUAGUGGCCGGGAAGAUGGCCCUCAACCUGUGGCCUGUGCCCCAUGGCCUGGAAGACCUGCUCAAUGCCAUCGGAGUCACUGGCUCCAAUCCAAACAAGGAAACCCCUUGCCUGGAGCUGGAGUUUGAUCACUUCAGUAACCCGGUCAAGUUCCCCGACAUGCCGGCCAUCGAGGAGCACGCCAACUGUAACAUAUCCCGGGAGCUGGGCUUCAACUACUGCCACACCGGUUUGAGUAACAGACUGGCGAGGGACAACCCCCUGACGGACAGUGACAAUGAACAGCUGCGCUUGGUGUGUAACAGAGACCCACUUUCUGAAAUCACUGAGCAGGAGAAGGACUUCCUGUGGAGGCACAGACAUUACUGUGGCACUAUCCCAGAGAUACUUCCCAAGAUUCUGCUGGCAGUGAAAUGGAACUCCAGAGAUGAGGUUGCACAGAUGUAUUGCCUUCUGAAGGACUGGCCAGCCAUAAAGCCAGAACAAGCCAUGGAGUUGCUGGACUGCAACUUCCCCGAUCCCAUGAUUCGAGACUUUGCCGUGAAGUGCCUUGAGAAAUACUUAACGGACGACAGACUCUCUCAAUACCUCAUCCAGCUGGUCCAGGUUCUUAAGUACGAACAGUACCUCGACAACCCGCUAGCCCGCUUCCUGCUGAAGAAGGCUUUGACCAAUCAGCGGAUAGGACAUUUCUUCUUUUGGCAUCUCAAGUCGGAGAUGCACAACAAGACUGUGAGCCAGCGGUUUGGCCUGCUGCUGGAGUCCUACUGCCGGGCCUGUGGCAUGUACCUCAAGCACCUGAGCAGACAGGUGGAGGCCAUGGAGAAACUCAUCAACCUUACUGACCUCCUCAAGCAGGAGAAGAAGGACGAGGCCCAGAAGGUUCAGAUGAAGUUCCUGGUGGAGCAGAUGAAACGGCCUGACUACAUGGAUGCCCUACAGAGCUUCACCUCUCCACUCAACCCAGCGCACCAGCUGGGAAACCUCCGUUUGGAAGAGUGCCGGAUGAUGUCAUCGGCCAAGCGGCCCCUGUGGCUCAAUUGGGAGAACCCCGACAUGAUGUCAGAGCUGCUCUUCCAGAGCAACGAGAUCAUAUUUAAAAACGGAGAUGAUCUGAGGCAGGACAUGCUGACUUUGCAGAUCAUUAGAAUAAUGGAGAACAUCUGGCAGAACCAGGGCCUUGAUCUCAGGAUGCUGCCGUACGGCUGCCUGUCCAUCGGCGACUGCGUGGGCCUGAUAGAGGUGGUGAGAAACUCCCACACCAUCAUGCAGAUCCAGUGUAAAGGAGGCCUGAAAGGGGCGCUGCAGUUCAACAGCCACACACUGCACCAGUGGCUCAAGGACAAGAACAGGGGAGAGAUGUACGACCAGGCCAUUGACUUGUUCACACGGUCGUGUGCGGGCUACUGCGUAGCCACCUUCAUCCUGGGGAUCGGUGACCGACACAACAGCAACAUCAUGGUCAAAGAUGAUGGACAGCUAUUCCACAUAGACUUUGGCCAUUUCCUGGAUCACAAGAAGAAGAAGUUUGGCUACAAGCGAGAGCGGGUGCCCUUCGUCUUGACACAGGACUUCUUAAUCGUCAUCAGUAAAGGAACCCAGGAGUGCACCAAAACCAGGGAGUUUGAGAGGUUCCAGGAGAUGUGCUACAAGGCCUACCUGGCCAUCCGGCAGCACGCCAACCUCUUCAUCAACCUGUUUUCCAUGAUGCUGGGCUCGGGGAUGCCCGAACUGCAGUCCUUCGACGACAUCGCUUACAUCCGCAAGACCCUGGCGCUGGACAAGACGGAGCAGGAGGCCCUGGACUACUUUAUGAAGCAGAUGAACGACGCCCACCACGGCGGCUGGACCACUAAGAUGGACUGGAUCUUCCACACAAUCCGCCAGCAUGCCAUGAACUGAGAAGGGGCCAUCUGCCCGGAGAGUAGCAGCAACGCAGAGAGGAUUAGGGCGGAUCUCUACACCAUCCGCCUGGACUGGGUGUCAACGGAGAGACUAGAGCGGAUCUCUACACCAUCCGCCAGCUAAGCAUGCUAUGAGCUGAGAUGGCAGAGCGGACAACGCUAGCGUCCACGGAUGGAGCUAUGAAUGGAUAGAAACCAUUGGCUGAAUUGAGAGGCUAGAACAGAUCGCUACAUCCUCUGCUAACUUCUGAACUCUGAGGGAAAUGCACAUCUGUACACCAUCCACUAGGAGGCGCCAAAAGUGGAUAUUAGGGAUGCAUCGAUAGGGAAAUGACGGACUGAUGCGAUAAUCAUAUUUACUGGACAUUAUCUUUCUCAUAUUGGUAUGGCAAUAUAGCCACAGUUCUCUUUGUAAAUUAGGGGAACAACCACGAUUGUAAACAGCCAUUUUGCAAAAGUUAUGUAAUUUUUAAGAUGAAAGCGAUCUAUUGUGUUAUCAGCCGAUACCGAUAUGAUGACCUUUUUUUUUUUAUAUAUAUAUAUAUCAAAGCCUGUCCAGGGUCAUGUCCUGCUAACACACCAUGAUACCGUGAAGGCCUGCCCAGGGUCAUGUCCUGCUAACACACCAGGAUACCGUGAAGGCCUGCCCAGGGUCAUGUCCUGCUAUCACACCAGGAUACCGUGAAGGCCUGCCCAGGGUCAUGUCCUGCUAACACACCAGGAUACCGUGAAGGCCUGCCCAGGGUCAUGUCCUGCUAACACACCAGGAUACCGUGAAGGCCUGCCCAGGGUCAUGUCCUGCUAACACACCAGGAUACCGUGAAGGCCUGCCCAGGGUCAUGUCCUG
Messenger RNA from Oncorhynchus masou masou (cherry salmon), 4478 nucleotides. RefSeq names its product phosphatidylinositol 4,5-bisphosphate 3-kinase catalytic subunit alpha isoform-like. The transcript is spliced from 21 exons. NCBI's taxonomy places the organism in Eukaryota, Metazoa, Chordata, Actinopteri, Salmoniformes, Salmonidae. The coding region runs from base 423 to 3629 and encodes 1068 amino acids. Gene Ontology annotation, molecular function: 1-phosphatidylinositol-4-phosphate 3-kinase activity; 1-phosphatidylinositol-3-kinase activity. Gene Ontology annotation, biological process: phosphatidylinositol-3-phosphate biosynthetic process; phosphatidylinositol 3-kinase/protein kinase B signal transduction; phosphatidylinositol-mediated signaling. Gene Ontology annotation, cellular component: phosphatidylinositol 3-kinase complex, class IB; plasma membrane; cytoplasm. The record is from RefSeq and is a predicted model, not a curated record.